This is a messenger RNA of Euleptes europaea (tarantolino), 1393 nucleotides long. It is a transcript of the gene DRC10, whose product is annotated as IQ motif containing D. The record is from RefSeq and is a predicted model, not a curated record. Gene Ontology annotation, molecular function: protein binding. Bases 1 to 1290 code for a protein of 429 amino acids. The transcript is spliced from 4 exons. Lineage: Eukaryota; Metazoa; Chordata; Lepidosauria; Squamata; Sphaerodactylidae.
AUGGCAACCGAAGUGCUGUCUUCAUCCCAUGAGUCUGUUGACCCGAGCCCUAUGAGUGUCUCCCCAAUGAAUCUAGCUUCCCCAAAGAUGACCAUCAAAAUGCCAUUAAAGAUCCUGGAUCCUGGUAGGUCAAAAUUGACCACUGUUGAGACCAAGAGGAUCAUAUCCGUCUUGGAUGACACUAUCGUUAAAACAGAGCUGGUCACUGUGUUCUCGUACGUUAUGGAGAACCUUGAAGAUUUCAGCAUCGCGUUGGGACCAGAACUUUGGGGGGCUCUUAGGGAACACCUGCGUCUUUCAAACAAUAUGGAAGCCACGAUUGCCCGCCUCGACGAAGAAGGGCAUCUUCUUAAGGGUGUUGCAAGAGGCAGCCUAUUUGCCUCAGAGGAUCGAAGCGGACAGCUUCAUCUGCACAUCGAAGGCUUAAAAAGUUCGGUCCGAAAUAUUGUGCGCUUGUUCUACAUGAACCCCAUAGCUUGUCGGGCAGUGAGAGAUGCUGCCUUUGCCAGGAGUCCAACUGCUGACGUUUUGCUUAGAGGCCUGUUGGCGCUCCGGAGGUUUCUGUUUGAGAUGCUCCUCACCACUCCAUCAGAAGAUAAAGAAAAAAUGAGAUUUAUGCAAGAAAUUGCCCUCCGAGACAAGAAAAACAUGGAGGCGAUUGCAGCUUUGGAGGAUGAACUGACAUUAGCGAUUCACAACCGUGAUGAGGAGAUUUCCAGGAAGAAUGCCACCAUCAAGGAUCUGAAAACCCACUUACACAAUCUGGCCAAGUUUUCCGAAAACCAAAUCCAGCGCACCCGAGCCGACGUGGAGAAGCAACAGAAGGGGGAAUUGCGUGGCUCUCAGGCAAAGUGUGCCAAGAUGAUGCAGGAUAUACAGCAGUUAAGGGCUCAGCUCAAUGCCCUCAUUGCUGAAAACCGAGAUUCGGAGCUCGCUCUUCGAAAGAAAAAAUACAAAGUGGAGACAGAAAUAGAGAACUGGAUCCAGAAGUACGACAUUGAGAUGAUGGAAAAGCAGGAGGAGCUUGAGGAGAUCGAUGUGGUCUACAAGGUGGAGAAGGCCCAGCUGGAAGAUCUGAGGGAGAGGUUUGCCUUACUCGAUGAAGAGUUCAGCCAGAUUGAGGAGGAGAGGUUCAAGAAGCAGGAAGAGAGGGAGAAAGCUCAGAAAGAGCUGGCAAUUCUGUCCCGGGCCGCCACCCUCAUCCAGGCCUUGUGGAAGGGCUACCUGGUGAGGUCACUGCUGAGGACCAAGAGGAGGAGGAAGGGCAAAGGGAAGAAGGCCAAGAAAUAAACACUGGCCCUUUCCUGCCUCGCCAAAACAGGCAACUGUGCCAGACCUGGAUAGCUUUAUGUAUAGAUUUCGAACAGUAGAGGUGAGGUUGUUCCUUAAUAAA